This is a messenger RNA of Aspergillus mulundensis, 306 nucleotides long. RefSeq lists its product as uncharacterized. NCBI's taxonomy places the organism in Eukaryota, Fungi, Ascomycota, Eurotiomycetes, Eurotiales, Aspergillaceae. The coding region runs from base 1 to 306 and encodes 101 amino acids. The transcript has a single exon. The record is from RefSeq and is a predicted model, not a curated record.
AUGCCCGAGGCCAACGGAUCAUUCCAAUGGAUCGAUCAAGAUCAAGUAAAUGCAAUAUUCGACGUGGAUGGUCAAGAAUACAAAUGCGCUCUUAGGGUCUACGAACCGCUCGACGAUUUCGGCUGGGCGAUGGCCAAAUUACAGUACGAUGGGAAGGACGAGCUCACAGGCAAACAGCAAUUCGAGGGCCACAUCGGCGAAAACGAUUUUUUGAUUACCUUUGACAAUAAGCCUAAGAUCGAGGGCGACCUGGACAGCCCGAUCGACCUGGACAUACCCGUCAUGGGCAACGGAGAAUGGAUAUGA